AACAAGGUCGGGUGGUACCAAAAAAAAAGGAAGAAAAAAGGGCGAUUUGGCGAGUACAGAGAACCCGUUUCUUCCCUAACUCGGUCACCCAGGAAGACGAUGCUGAGACAGCUCUUCGCAAAAUCAACAGCAAAACAUGGCACUUCCAGAUUUAUUCAGUUCAAUCCAUAUAGGGAGAUGCAUAGCAGAAAUAAGAAAGCAAUGGAGUUGAUAGCAAAAGGGUGGAAUGCUUUAAAAGAAGUAGAUAGAGUAAUUGAUUACUGCGAGCUCAAUGAUAAACGCCUCGUCCCUCUCCUAAGGGCAGCAAAGGAGAAUUUUGAGUUGGCAUUGGAAGCUGAUAAUUCCAAUACACAUGCUAGGUAUUGGUUGUCCAAAUUGCAUUUGAAGUACCAUGUUCCUGGGGCAUGUAAAGCCAUAGGCGCUGCUUUGUUAGUAGAAGCUGCAGAUAUGGGUGAUAAAGACGCACAAUAUGAGUUGGGUUGUCGCCUAAGAGUUGAGAAUGACUAUGUUCAAUCAGAUCAGCAAGCUUUUUAUUAUUUGGAGAAAGCUGUUGACCAGUUGCAUCCAGGUGCUCUUUACCUUCUAGGCGCGGUGUACUUGACAGGGGACUGUGUGAAGAAAGACGUUGCUUCAGCAUUGUGGUGCUUCCACAGGGCAUCGGAGAAGGGUCAUGCUGGAGCAGCCAUAGCAUAUGGAUCUCUGCUACUUAGAGGCGUUCAAGUCCCAGAAUGCCUAACAAGAUUUAGUUCGGAGAGGGUUUCUGCUUCCCAAAGAGGAAGGAAAAAUGUAGAACACCCAUCAAAGAACGCUGUUGAAAUGGCGAAAGAGCAAUUCCAAAUAGCAGCAACUGCAGGAUGUGACCUUGGACUAAAAUGGUUGCAAAGAAUCGAGGAGGUGGAGAAGCGUCUGUUGAGUGAAAGUAGCUCCGCAGAUGGUGUUUCACAAUCAAAACCUGACAUUGUUAUAAUAUGAUCAGAUGACCUCGAAGCCAGAAAG
This is a messenger RNA of Hibiscus syriacus, 996 nucleotides long. RefSeq lists its product as uncharacterized. The transcript has 8 exons. Gene Ontology annotation, molecular function: protein binding. Lineage: Eukaryota; Viridiplantae; Streptophyta; Magnoliopsida; Malvales; Malvaceae. The record is from RefSeq and is a predicted model, not a curated record. The coding region runs from base 100 to 972 and encodes 290 amino acids.